Messenger RNA from Bicyclus anynana (squinting bush brown), 2593 nucleotides. It is a transcript of the gene NAT1, whose product is annotated as eukaryotic translation initiation factor 4 gamma 2. Gene Ontology annotation, molecular function: mRNA binding; protein binding; translation initiation factor activity. Gene Ontology annotation, cellular component: eukaryotic translation initiation factor 4F complex. The transcript has 2 exons. The record is from RefSeq and is a predicted model, not a curated record. Bases 337 to 2448 code for a protein of 703 amino acids. Lineage: Eukaryota; Metazoa; Arthropoda; Insecta; Lepidoptera; Nymphalidae.
GCGCAGACGGAGGCGGGCGGGGAGCUCCCCGGCCACAAGACGGAGAGCGCGCGGCAGCCGGGGCCCGUGCUGCGCGCCGCGGGGCGCUCUGCCCCGCGGCGGCGCUGGGUCCCGCCCUCGGCGCUGCGCCGCGGCGACGCGCCCGACGACGCGGGCGACGCCAAGCACGACGCCAUCCACCGCAAAGUGCGCGGCAUCCUCAACAAGCUGACGCCCGAGAAGUUCCGCAAGCUCAGCGACGACCUGCUGGCGCUGGAGCUGGACUCGGACCGCGCGCUGCGCGGCGUCAUCCUGCUCAUCUUCGAGAAGGCGCUGGACGAGCCCAAGUACUCGUCCAUGUACGCGCAGCUGUGCAAGCGGCUCAGCGAGGAGGCGCCCAACUUCGAGCCGCCGGGGCAGCCCUGCACCUUCAAGCUGCUGCUGCUCAACAAGUGUCGCGCCGAGUUCGAGAACCGCGCGCAGGCCUUCGCCGCCUUCGACGAGCGCCCGCUGGCGCCCGAGGACGAGGAGCGCCGCCACCUGGCCAAGUGCAAGAUGCUCGGCAACAUCAAGUUCAUCGGCGAGCUGGGCAAGCUGGAGAUCCUGGCCGAGUCCAUCCUGCACCGCUGCAUCCAGAACCUGCUGCUGCGGCGCGGCGCCGAGCAGCACGAGGACCUGGAGUGCCUGGCGCAGCUCGUGCGCACCGUGGGCCGCGUGCUGGACUCGGACCGCGGCCGCGGGCUCAUGGACCAGUACUUCCGGCGCAUCGAGACGCUGGCGGCGGCGCGCGAGCUGGCGCCGCGCCUGCGCUUCAUGCUGCGCGACGUGGUGGAGCUGCGGCGCGCCGGCUGGGUGCCGCGCGCCGCCGCCGCCGCCGCGGGCGAGGGGCCCGUGCCCAUGCACCAGCUGCGCGCCGACGACGAGCCGCGCCGCGAGCGCGAGCGCGAGCGCGACCCCUUCCGCGGCCUGCGCGCGCGCCCGCUGGACGACGUGCUGGCGGGGCUGGCGCUGGCGCAGCCGCCGGCGCACGACAAGCUGUUCGGCAACGGGCUGGCGCCGCGCGACUUCCGCCAGCGCUCGGCGCCCGGCCACUUCCCGCGCCACAAGCCCGCGCCGCCCGCCAAGGAGCCGCGCAAGGCGCGCGCGCCGCCCGCCGGCGCGCCGCACGACGCGCAGCUGCGCCCGCCCUCCAACGCGCUGCUGUUCACGGCCAACCGGCUGUCGCGCGCCGCGCCGCCGCCCGCCGCGCUGCCCGCCUUCGCCGCCAAGCAGCCGCCCAAGGAGCCCGCCGUCGCCGUCAAGCCGGCGCCCGCCCGCGACAAGCCCAAGAAGGACAAGGGGCUCGACAAGGAGGAGGCGUGUCGGCUGGCGCUCGAGGCGCUGGCGGCGCUGGCGGCGCGCCCGGCGCCCGCGCCCGCGCCCGACGCGGACGAGCCGCCCGACGAGCCCGAGGAGCCCGAGGAGGAGGAGCCGGCGCUGCGCCGCCUGCGCGCGCUGCAGCUGCCCGACAAGCUGCUGCGGCGCGUGGUGGGCGCGGUGCUGGAGCGCGCGCUGGCGGCGCCGGCGGACGGCGAGGCGGCGGCGGACGCGCUGUGCGCGGCGGCGGCGCGCGUGGUGGCGGGCGUGCGGCGCGCGCCGCUGGGCGACACGCUGCGCGCGCUGGUGGCGGCGCGGCACCCGCACGCGCGCCUGCCCGCGCUGCUGGCGCACGCCGUGCUGCGCUCGGUGCUGUCGCUGGCGGAGCUGGGCGCGUGGUGCGAGGGCGGGCAGCACGCGCCGCUGCUGCUGGAGACGCUGCAGGCGCUGCGGCGCGCGGCGGGCGGCGCGCGGCUGGCGGCGCUGGUGGCGCGCAGCAAGCUGAACGUGUGCGCGCACGUGGCGGAGCGCGAGGCGGGCGCGGCGGCGGCGCUGGAGGCGCUGGAGGCGCGCGGGCUGGGCGCGCUGGCGCCGCAGCUGCGCGUGCGCGCGGCGCUGGCGCGGCAGCUGGCGGCGGAGCCGGCGCCGGGCGCGCUGUACCGCUGGAUCCGCGGCAACGUGGACGCGGCGGUGCGGCGCGACGCGGCGUUCGUGACGGCGGCCGUGGCGCUGCUGGCGGAGCACGUGAGCGCGGCGGCGGGCGCGCUGGGCGGCGGCGGCGGCGACAAGGCGGCGCUGGAGCGCGAGAAGGCGCUGGCGGAGGAGUACGCGCCGCUGCUGACGGCGCUGCUGGAGGGGCGCGCCGAGCUGCAGCUGGCGGCGGUGUACGCGGCGCAGCUGCACGCGCACCGGCACCGCUACCCCAAGGGCAUGCUGCUGCGCUGGUUCAUGUACCUCUACAACCUGGAGGUGUGCGAGGAGGAGGCCUUCCUGCGCUGGCGCGAGGACGUCACCGACGCCUACCCCGGCAAGGGCGAGGCGCUGUUCCAGGUCAACACGUGGCUCACGUGGCUGCAGCAGCAGGAGUCCGAGGACGAGGAGGCGGAGGACUAGCCGCCCGCCGCAGCAGGAGCCGCCCGACACCGCACCGCUUUUAUUUGCGCUCAUCUCAUAUAAAUAUAAUUAAGCCAAAUAGUUUAAAUAGCUACCCUCGUCACCCUUUAGCGCCCGAGCGCCCUCGCGCGCCGCCGGCACGCGA